CGCCAUAGGCUUUUCUCCAACUUUACUCCCACAUUAAAGUGAAUGGUGCAAUUUAAAAGUAUUUCGGGGAUAACUACGUCAGGCUAGUGGAUCAAAUCACAAGCUGUUCUGCAGACUUUUAAAGCAAUUUGCCGGAGAAGAUGAAGCGUUCCAAGGAUGAGGACAAAGAGGACAGUGCCAGUGCCACUAGCAACUUGAAUUCAAGCACUGGCAGCAACAGCAACGAUGCUGCUGCAACUGUAGGUACCGCCUCAGCGGCUGCUGCCGUUCGCACCACAGGACGCGUCAAGAAGCCCAAGCAAGUUUACGAUCCAUCCGACAAUUAUGUCUCACGUGGGGCCCGCAACUCCACGCCAGCGAAUGCCACUGUGCAAGCGUCGCACUUGCCGGCUCCGGCCACAGCCGCAGUGCCAGUGCCAGUGCCAGUUACACCGCCUGUGGCGGUGACUGUGCCCAAGCCAGAAGUAGUCGCCACUAGUGAUGCCCAAGAUGUGGAAUUCGGUCAGCCAGGCCAGCCGCUUCGUCAGUUCGAUGUGUGCCAGAAGUGCAGCAAAAUGGAAGUGAAGCGUGGCUCUGGCCACAAGAGUAAUUUUCUCGCAUGCAAGAGCUGCCAGCAAAAGUGGCAUUUUAACUGCCUUCCGCUCAAAUUUGAUGUCCUGGCCGUUGCACGCAAGAAGUACAAGUGCCCGGCUUGCCGCUACUGCCGCGUUUGCGGUACUAAGGGCAAAGAUCUGGCCAUCUGCUCUGAGUGCGUAUAUUCCUACCACCGCGAUUGCCAUGAUCCGCCAUUGGCCGCCUCUAUUUCUGGACGCAAAUCACACACGGGCCGCAAGAGGCGCGCCCAGUCGGAUCCCGCUGGUCAGGAGCAGUCGCCACCAACCAAGCAGGCGAAACUUCAGCAAGAAUCGAAGCAGCAGUCGACAAAAGCAGACGCAGACUCAGUCUCAGUCGCCGCCACAGCCCUAGAACCAGCCACCAAGAAUGGUGAACCAAAGCAAGAGGAAAAACUCAAAAAAGGGAAAGUCGUGGGCAAGGGCGACAGUGAGAGAGAGGAGAUCAACGAGGAGACCAACGAAGAGCCAGAAUUAAAUCUGGAUGAACCUGAACAAGAACAAUUGGAUGAAAAUGGGCCAGAAAAUCAGGCCGAAGGAGCUCUCCCCGAGGGAGAACCAAAUGAAGAGUCGGAAAUGCCGCUGGAGAACAUGGACCAGCAGCCAUUGGAAGCGGCGGUGCCCACUGCCAGCGAUGAUGAUGAAAUCAUUAUUGUCAGUGUUCAGCUGCCACCAGAACCACCAACGGAUGCAGAACCCAUGAGUCCGGUGUGCACCUGGACUGUUGAGCAGGUGACAACAUAUCUUGCCCGUUUCUAUCCGAACGAAGCUCAGGCAUUUAACAUACAGGACGUGGAUGGCACCUCGCUGAUGCUGCUCACGCGCGAGGAUGUGAUAAAUGGCUUCGGCUUUAAGCUCGGACCGGCAUUGCGCGUCUUUCAAGUGAUCCUAAGCCUCCAGUCACGUACUAAUAGUGUAGAUCUGGGCUGGUCGUCCACGUAG
Drosophila obscura is the source of this 1553-nucleotide messenger RNA. It is a transcript of the gene Lint-O, whose product is annotated as histone-lysine N-methyltransferase 2D. The coding region runs from base 141 to 1553 and encodes 470 amino acids. NCBI's taxonomy places the organism in Eukaryota, Metazoa, Arthropoda, Insecta, Diptera, Drosophilidae. The transcript is spliced from 6 exons. The record is from RefSeq and is a predicted model, not a curated record.